UAGACUCAUUUUUUCAAAUACUCAACUAAAUAAAAAUUAUAGUGAUACACUAUUGGUUUUGUCAUAAUUAAUUGAUAAUUAUUAAUUUUACGACCAAUUUCAGCCAACCGCGUAUAGUUCGUGUUUUCAAGCAUUGACUUUAUGUUUCAUCGUCUUAACUUAAUGUCCAACGAGUACACUAUGUUCUCAUUGAUACAACACAACAAUUAAUUACUGAUCACAAUAUGAAUACUACACGGUUUUAAUAAUAAAAUAAAUUAUUUAUUUUAUUAUCGGUGAUUAUCGUGAAAUGGCCGGCAAAACGCCAUCCGAAAAAAGACUCCAUAAAGAAUUGAUAUCGCUUGUUAAAGAACCUCCUCCAGGAAUGGUUGUAGAUGCUGAUCAAGCCGAACAGAACCUCAAUAUUUGGACUAUAAACAUGCAAGGCGCAGAAGGUACUUUAUAUGAUGGUGAACAGUUUCAGUUGCAGUUCAAAUUUGGUACCAGUUAUCCUUUUGAGUCACCUGAAGUUACAUUUGUGGGCCAAAACAUUCCAGUUCAUCCACAUGUGUAUAGUAAUGGGCAUAUUUGUUUAUCUAUUCUUACUGAUGACUGGUCACCAGCUUUAUCAGUUCAAUCUGUCUGUCUUUCAAUUAUUUCUAUGCUAAGCAGCUGCAAAGAAAAGAAAAGACCGCCAGACAAUAGUUUUUAUGUAAAAACUUGCAACAAAAAUCCUAAAAAAACAAAAUGGUGGUAUCAUGAUGACAAAGUUUGAAGCCUUGAACAUCCAUUAUUUUAUCUUUUCACUAUAAUAUAUUCUCAUUUAGUGAAAACUGUGAUCUUAUGUUUAUUGCAAUUAAAUGUACUCACUUUAACAAAAUCAUUAAUUAGAUCCAGAUCCUGUAAAAUGUACAUUUGUUUAUUAUAAAUAAAUAUGAUUACCUUUCAA
Molecule: messenger RNA, 928 nt
Organism: Melanaphis sacchari
Lineage: Eukaryota; Metazoa; Arthropoda; Insecta; Hemiptera; Aphididae
Product: ubiquitin-conjugating enzyme E2 W
Exons: 6
Coding region: 290-754 (154 amino acids)
Source: RefSeq, a predicted model, not a curated record